Peniophora sp. CBMAI 1063 is the source of this 726-nucleotide messenger RNA. The record is from the annotation of a GenBank genome assembly. NCBI's taxonomy places the organism in Eukaryota, Fungi, Basidiomycota, Agaricomycetes, Russulales, Peniophoraceae.
AUGUCUAGCAGCACUGGAUGCGCUUAUUGCGGCGUGCAGGCAACAUCGACAUGUUCCAAAUGCAAGAAAACACGCUACUGCUCUGCACAACACCAACGCGCUGACUGGAGUGCACACAAACUCUACUGUAGUAAGAACGUCGCGACUGUCAAAGGCAUACUGUUUCCAACGGAUUCGAGCACCCCGCGCCUGGUCACCAUCGCCGCGAACAGAUUCGAGGAAAGCCCUAGCAUGCUAGCCGGGCUAUACGAAAACGGAGUGCCGCUUCUCAGACCUUAUUUGGGAGCCGGUGCCCACGACCGCCUCAUAUGCAAGAACGCGGGAGGACCGGAUGCCCCCUAUGUUGACCAAUGGCUUCAAGUCUGGAUACGGGAUAACUUCCUCAACGACGGUUCACCGGCCAAUCAAUGCGCGCGCGCUCUUGUGGGUCCCCAGCUCAAGCACGACUGGCGAGGGAACUUCGUAGUCCUGAAGAGCAGACAGAGCCACAGCGACAGGCCUACAUUCGUCGACGCUUCCCUCGCAGACCUCGAGACAUUGACGGGUUGGAUGCGUUGGUACGGGUUUGGCGCGCAGGCGCCUGAGCACAACGUCUACAUUACAUCGACGCCGGAGGGUCAAUAUAAGAUCACGUACGGCUCUGCAUCGGGUGCGCAUGGAGACCCGUUCAACGGGCAAGAGCCUACACACGUAGUGAAUCUCGGGAGAGACAACAAUGACAGCUGA